CACAAAUUCAGUUUCUUCAACCUACUGUUCUAAUUUGUUAGCUAUUAUAGGCGGCGAUACAAAAGAAGAAACCAGAGAAGUUAAACCCUAAACCCUUUGCUUUUAUUGGAAUUCAAGAUGGACAAGAACAUGCUUGCUGAUUUGGAUGGGCUUCCUGAAGAAGACAAGAUCAAAAUGGCCACCAUGAUCGACCAGCUUCAGAUCCGAGACAGUCUGAGAAUGUACAACUCAUUGGUUGAGAGAUGCUUCACAGAUUGUAUCGAUAACUUCCAGCGAAAAUCCUUGACCAAGCAAGAGGAAACAUGUGUACGUAGGUGUGCCGAGAAGUUCUUGAAGCACUCAAUGCGCGUUGGAAUGAGAUUUGCUGAGCUCAACCAAGGAGCCGCUACCUCAGAUUAACGUUGCAUGAGGCCACUCUGGACAUAUUCUUGAGACCUUCAGUUCGGAUUUUAGUAUGUUUCUUCCAUAUUCUUGAGACCUUCAGUUCUUUCACCUUUGGAAUUGUAGUAUGUGUGUUCUUAUUCUUGAAACCUUCACCUCUGAAUUUAAAGUAUCUUUCUACAUUAUCUGUUACAACUGGGAUUAAGUUGUAAUUUGAUUUGACUUAUGAAUUAAAGUUUUAGUAGGAGACUUCGAAUAAAUGUUUGAGGUUCCAUAUCCAUCAGGAUGAUAACAUAUAUUUACUCAA
Messenger RNA from Cucumis sativus (cucumber), 688 nucleotides. Its product is annotated as mitochondrial import inner membrane translocase subunit Tim9. The record is from RefSeq and is a predicted model, not a curated record. The coding region runs from base 118 to 399 and encodes 93 amino acids. Lineage: Eukaryota; Viridiplantae; Streptophyta; Magnoliopsida; Cucurbitales; Cucurbitaceae. The transcript is spliced from 2 exons.